ACAUCACUACCACCAUGACCAACCAGGAGAAGUGGGCCCACCUCAGCCCCUCAGAAUUUUCCCAACUUCAGAAAUAUGCUGAGUAUUCCACAAAGAAAUUAAAGGAUGUUCUUGAAGAAUUCCAUGGUAAUGGUGUGCUUGCAAAGUAUAAUCCUGAAGGGAAACAAGACAUUCUUAACCAAACAAUAGAUUUUGAAGGUUUCAAGCUAUUUAUGAAGACAUUCCUGGAAGCAGAGCUUCCUGAUGAUUUCACGGCACACCUUUUCAUGUCAUUUAGCAACAAAUUUCCUCAUUCUAGUCCAAUGGUAAAAAGUAAGCCAGCUCUCCUUUCAGGCGGUUUGAGAAUGAAUAAAGGUGCCAUCACCCCACCCCGUACUUCUCCUGCAAAUUCAUGUUCUCCAGAAGUAAUUCAUCUGAAGGACAUUGUCUGUUACCUGUCUCUCCUUGAAAGAGGAAGACCCGAGGAUAAACUUGAGUUUAUGUUUCGCCUCUAUGACACAGAUGGGAAUGGCUUCCUGGACAGCUCGGAACUAGAAAAUAUUAUCAGUCAGAUGAUGCAUGUCGCAGAGUACCUUGAAUGGGAUGUCACUGAACUUAAUCCAAUCCUCCAUGAAAUGAUGGAAGAAAUAGACUAUGAUCAUGAUGGAACAGUCUCUCUGGAGGAAUGGAUCCAAGGAGGAAUGACAACAAUUCCACUUCUUGUGCUCCUGGGCUUGGAAAAUAACGUGAAGGAUGACGGACAGCAUGUGUGGCGACUCAAACACUUUAACAAACCUGCCUACUGCAAUCUUUGCCUGAACAUGCUGAUUGGUGUGGGGAAGCAGGGCCUCUGCUGUUCCUUUUGCAAGUACACAGUGCAUGAGCGUUGUGUGGCUAGAGCGCCGCCUUCUUGCAUCAAGACGUAUGUGAAGUCCAAGAAGAACACUGAUGUCAUGCACCAUUACUGGGUUGAAGGUAACUGCCCAACCAAGUGUGAUAAGUGCCACAAGACGGUUAAAUGUUACCAGGGUCUGACAGGACUGCAUUGUGUUUGGUGUCAGAUCACACUGCAUAAUAAAUGUGCUUCUCAUCUCAAACCUGAAUGUGACUGCGGACCUCUGAAGGACCAUAUUUUACCACCCACAACAAUCUGUCCAGUAGUACUGCAGACUCUGUCCACUUCAGGAGUUUCAGUCCCUGAGGAAAGACAAGCAACAGUGAAAAAGGAAAAAGGUGGUUCCCAACAGUCAAAUAAAGUGACUGACAAAAACAAAAUGCAAAGAGCCAACUCUGUGACCGUGGAUGGCCAAGGCCUACAGAUUACUCCUGUUCCUGGUACUCAUCCACUUCUAGUUUUUGUGAACCCCAAAAGUGGUGGGAAACAAGGAGAAAGAAUUUACAGAAAAUUCCAGUAUCUACUAAAUCCUCGUCAGGUUUACAGUCUUUCUGGAAACGGACCGAUGCCAGGGUUAAACUUUUUCCGUGAUGUUCCUGAUUUCAGAGUGUUAGCCUGUGGUGGAGAUGGAACCGUGGGAUGGAUUUUGGACUGCAUAGAAAAGGCUAAUGUUGUCAAGCAUCCUCCAGUUGCUAUUCUGCCUCUUGGGACCGGCAAUGACUUAGCAAGAUGCCUGCGAUGGGGAGGAGGUUAUGAAGGUGAGAAUCUGAUGAAAAUCCUAAAAGACAUUGAAAACAGCACAGAAAUCAUGUUGGACAGGUGGAAGUUUGAAGUCAUACCUAAUGACAAAGAUGAGAAGGGAGACCCAGUGCCUUACAGUAUCAUCAAUAAUUACUUUUCCAUUGGCGUGGAUGCUUCCAUUGCACACAGAUUCCACAUCAUGAGAGAAAAACACCCAGAAAAAUUCAACAGUAGAAUGAAGAACAAAUUUUGGUAUUUUGAGUUUGGCACAUCUGAAACUUUCUCAGCCACCUGCAAGAAGCUACAUGAAUCUGUAGAAAUAGAAUGUGAUGGAGUACAAAUAGAUUUAAUAAACAUCUCUCUGGAAGGAAUUGCUAUUUUGAAUAUACCGAGCAUGCAUGGUGGAUCCAAUCUUUGGGGAGAGUCUAAGAAAAGACGAAGCCACCGCCGAAUAGAGAAAAAAGGGUCUGACAAAAGGACUACACUCACAGAUGCUAAGGAGUUGAAGUUUGCAAGUCAAGAUCUGAGUGAUCAGCUGCUAGAGGUAGUUGGCUUGGAAGGAGCCAUGGAGAUGGGACAAAUAUACACAGGACUGAAAAGUGCUGGGCGGCGGCUGGCUCAGUGCUCCUCUGUGGUCAUCAGGACUAGCAAGUCUCUGCCAAUGCAGAUCGAUGGGGAACCAUGGAUGCAGACCCCAUGCACGAUAAAAAUUACACACAAGAACCAAGCCCCAAUGCUGAUGGGUCCUCCUCCAAAAACUGGGCUGUUCUGCUCUCUCGUCAAAAGAACAAGAAACCGAAGCAAGGAAUAAACCUGUUUCAUUUUAUUCUUAGAGAUCUAAUUAGCAUAAUUGGGCCAUGGAAACUUAUGCUGGAAACCUUUCAACAUUUCAGUUCUCUUGCUCAUGCAAAAUCAUGGAAUUGGUUAACAGUUUUUGUUACCGAGCUAAUGUAAUAUUCAGCUAUUAGAAAAUUUGUCUCCGUUUUUAUAGGCAUCUUUGCAUGAAGAAGGCAGAAGUGUACAUGAAGUGAUACUGCAUAUUUUUGUUGCACGUGUUCCCAUAGAUUUUUAUGUCUCUCAUCCACCCCUCCCCCAAUUCCAUUUACUAACCUGUGAGACAAAUAUGUGAAACAUAAAAGGAAAUAUCAUGGGAAAUGUGAUUCUGCGUGUGAUUCAAAUUAUUGGUAAGCACUAAUCAGUAAUGCUAUGAUGAUCAUCACUGUAGAUUGCUAUAUUUUUCCCUGAUAGAAUCAGUGCAUCAAUGAUCUUCGAACUAUGACUUGAAAAGAAACUUUUAA
This is a messenger RNA of Prionailurus viverrinus (fishing cat), 2913 nucleotides long. It is a transcript of the gene DGKB, whose product is annotated as diacylglycerol kinase beta. The record is from RefSeq and is a predicted model, not a curated record. NCBI's taxonomy places the organism in Eukaryota, Metazoa, Chordata, Mammalia, Carnivora, Felidae. Gene Ontology annotation, molecular function: calcium ion binding; ATP-dependent diacylglycerol kinase activity. Gene Ontology annotation, biological process: intracellular signal transduction; lipid phosphorylation; diacylglycerol metabolic process. Gene Ontology annotation, cellular component: plasma membrane. Bases 15 to 2426 code for a protein of 803 amino acids. The transcript is spliced from 25 exons.